AUGUCAUUUUCCGAAAUUCAAAUCUUGAAGACUAUUUAUAAUAAUGACUUUACACACUCUAAUACAUUCCCCCUUCGAUAUGCAAUAAAUAUAUCGGGUUCGGCUGAAGGACAACAACAUGAGAACAGUAUUGACAAUGCUAAUAACCAAAUUCAGAUACUAUUUGAUAUUCCAAUCAAAUAUCCAAAACAACCAAUUAAUUUACGUGUAAUAAAUCCAUUAUACGACACCAAUAAAAAAGAAAUUAUCGACGUUAAAGAACUGCAAACACAACUUGAAGCUCAUGCUAGGGAAUUAGCAGAGCAAGAAGAAUUUGCUAUGUACGAGGUAGCAGAAUUUAGUCGAACUUGGCUUUGGGAACACGAAAAUAAUCAUCAAUCAAUUAAAACACUCAGGGGAGAAUUUUGGUUGGGCGAAUGGAUGGAUCGUACUUUGGAUUGGCGUAUUGAAUCAUAUUCACCUGCUCGUAUUAUGCAAGUGCAAUUUGAGGCAGAAAGAAAAGUCGUAGAGAAGUCUGAUGAAUUAAUUGGUAUUAUCGUUUCCAUCACACAAGCUCGAAAAUAUUUGCGCUCGAAUCUUUGGGAUAUUGAGAAGUCAGUUGAUGCGUUGAAGAAUGAUUAUAAAGAAGGAAAAUUUCAGGAAACAGCAAGAAUAAUCGCCGACGAAAUAGAGAAUCUCAAUAGUAUGGACAACUUUAACGAUAACACAGCAGAAAAUUCUUUAAAAACAUGUGCUAUUUGCUUCGAUGAUUACCCAAAAAAUGAGACUACAGUAUUUGCACCAUGUAAACAUGUUGUUUGCAAUGACUGCUUUAUCCAGUACCUCACAAUUAAAGUUUCUGAAAAACAAGUUUUCGAAAUUUACUGUCCUGGUGAAUCGAAAUGCAAAGUUCUUGUGGAUCCAAUCACUAUUGGAUGGAUGUUAUCCAAUGAACUAACCACGAAAUAUCAUACAUGGUUUCGAGAUUCGUUUAUUCAACUACAACAAAAUUCAUUGAACAAAAAAUAUUUGUGGUGCAUUGACGGAAAAUGCAAUCACGCUAUUUCGCAUAAAAUAUCUAUGAAUAGCAGUAGCAACAACAACAGCAAUGGACUUUUACAUUGUAAUGGAUGUGACUCGACAUGGUGUCAAACAUGCGAAAAAAAUGGUGGACAUUGGCCAGCUACUUGCAAAGACUAUCAACAUUAUGCUCGAAAUAAUCACACAGUUGUUAUAGCUGUUCCAAAAAUAGCUCCUGUUGAAAGUCUUUCCACGAAGCCAUGUCCAAAUUGUAAAAUUAUGGUCUCGAAAAACGGUGGAUGUAUGCAUAUGAUUUGCGCAUUUUGUCAAUUCAAUUUCUGUUGGGGAUGUGGAGUUGAUUGGAAUUCGAGGACUCAUACCGCAUUUUAUGAAUGUGAUGAACCAAAAUUCAAUGUACAGACAACUUAUGAAGUAUUCGAAAUCGAUGAUAUCCAAAAAUCGCCCGGACAAUUUCAAAAAAACUUUAAACGUGGAGUAAUAUUUUACACAGCAGGAAUAAAAUCUCACACAGCAAAACUAAAUUUACUCCGCAAACAACCCAAAAAUCGGAAACACGAAGAGCCUAUUCUACAAUUACAAAUAAAAUUGAAUUCUCUUUUAGUUCAAGUCAAUUAUAUUUUAAAAUAUACAUCGAUGGCAUUUUUCGCUCGUGCAGAGAAAAUCACCCAUGCAGUUCGAAAUGCUGUUGAGGCUAGUCAACGAGUUUCGAUUGGGUUGCUUGCGCUGGAAUCGUUGGAAGGGAGAGUAUUGGAGGUUGAUCGUUUGAAGCUCAGUCAAUCAGGAGGUAAUAGUGCUGGAGGAUCAAAAGAUUGUAUACCAGUACAAGAUAAAGUAUUGAAAUUACAGCAAGAGUUUGAAAAAUGCAAUGCUCAGAUUAGCAGUAAUGUCAAACGAUUGUUUAGCUCUUUAAAAGAUAAAAAUAAUAAUCCAAGUAACGAUGAUGAAAUUGAGUGGUUUCAUGGAAACGCGGAGAUUGAAACGUCAGCAUUAGACGAUAAAGAUAAGAAGCCGCUUCCAUCUCCAGAAACAAAAGAGCAACUUCAGCAACUCAUGAUAGAUUUAGAAGAAAUCAGAGCACUUCGUAAUCUAGACGAAAAAAUUUUAAGUACCAAAAACAGAUUGGACAUUGGAAUUGUAUAUUCCCCUGAACCGGAGACACUUUCGAUUUGUAUCUGUAACAUGAAACGUGAAAUGUCCAUUCCAUUGAGAGAAAUUUCGGCGAUUAAAAUUUUGCCAGAGCCUGACAAAGAGAUUUAUAUCAGGUUGCGGUUUGCUAAAAGUUAUCGAGAAAUUUAUAAGGAGGUUUAUAAAGAAGAGAAUCAAGACAAUUUUAACCAUUUGGCUUUCUUUGGAUCAAAGAGGUUUCGAUGUAAACCAUUCGAAAGCAUCGACUCUGAAUUAGUUCAGAAUUUUGUGAAGCGAGUUCAAAAGGUGGUUCAUUUAACUUACGUUUCAAUGAAUCGCAACCCUUUUGAUAUCGCUCCAGGAGAAGUAAUUCAUGGCGAGAUUGGUAAAGGAAUGUACCAAGAAAAAGAGUCACGCAGAAGCGUAGAUUAUUUCUUCGCACGUGAAAAAAAGUUGAUGAUGGAAGAAAAAGAAAAGGAAGAUAAAUUGUUAGAAAAGCCGUUUAAUAUCGACAUGAAUAUUCUAUGCAAAUUUGGAAUCGAAAUACGUGCUAUAAAAUGGCCGAUUGAAGAUUCUUAUCAUCAUCUAGUAUACUUUAUUAAACAACGAUUCAAGCGACCUGUUAAUAAGAUUUAUUGCAAAUUAACGGGUGAUACUAAUAAUAACAAUAGUAAGAGUGGUGGUGUUGUCGAUAUUAAUGGUUGUAGUUGCUCUUGGAUUCCUUUGUAUACGGAAGAGGAAUGGAAAUCGGUCAAGGAAAAGGUGGAUACUAAUAAUAGUGUUAGAAUUUUGUUUUAUAUAAAAUGA
Messenger RNA from Ambispora gerdemannii, 2952 nucleotides. NCBI's taxonomy places the organism in Eukaryota, Fungi, Glomeromycota, Glomeromycetes, Archaeosporales, Ambisporaceae. The record is from the annotation of a GenBank genome assembly.